Mustela lutreola (European mink) is the source of this 5141-nucleotide messenger RNA. RefSeq names its product collagen alpha-1(I) chain-like. NCBI's taxonomy places the organism in Eukaryota, Metazoa, Chordata, Mammalia, Carnivora, Mustelidae. The record is from RefSeq and is a predicted model, not a curated record. The transcript is spliced from 2 exons. Bases 40 to 1509 code for a protein of 489 amino acids.
UGUAACAGCAACCGCCGGGAGACAAUCGACUUCCAGCCAAUGCCGGGAGCUGCGGGCGGCCCCGCGACCGACGUCAACGCGCGCUGGGGGACCCGGGCAGACGCCGGAAUUAGGUCCUGCAACCGCAGGACACCCCGCGCCGGGCACCGAGAAAUAGGUCGGCAGCGUUCCUCCAGCAGAGCACACAAGCAGAGGCGGCGGCGGCUCGGUUCGGAGUGCCGGGUCGCCCUCCCGACACGCGCCCCGGGCGAGCGCCCCAGGACACCGCCGUGCCCACGGGCUACACAGCCUCAGACCUGGAGAACUCGUCUCCGGGGGACUCGCCGGUCUGGGGAGGACUCACGGGGCUGCGCAGCUCCCUCCCGCCCCCGCCGACGGCGCAGGCUCGCGGACGUCCCGUUCCCGGAGCGUCCUGUCCCCGCGUCCUCCGCCCCCUGCCCUCCCCAGCCUCCCCCCUUCCCGCCCCAGCGCCGCGCUGAACUUGGGCCAGACGCCGAGACCACAACAGCCACCUCGGAUCUGCACUCACCUGCGGCCGUCCCUCUGGAGCAGAGGCGGGGGACCGCCCGCACUGCGGCCCGCCGGGCCACCGGCCCUGCUGGCCGCGGGGGAGGGGCGCAGGAUGCGGGGCCGCCGCGGCGGGGGGGGCGCGCAGCGGGUCGGCGGGGAGCGCGGCGCGGUGCGCCGGGUCUCUUUAAGAGCCGGGGACCUUACCCCCGGGCCUCCCCCGCGCUCCCCGCCCCCCUUUCACUUUCCCAGAGACUCGCAGCCUGUCUGGCGGCGGCGGCUCCUCCCCGGCUCGCAGGGGAUCCCCGGCCGGCCGCGGCGGCGCGCGGGUCGGGCAGGGCCAGCCGCAAUCGCCUGCCUGUCCCGCCGGGCCCGGCCCGCAGCCUCCGGGAGGAGGGGGAAGGAGGGAGACGGUGCUGCAGCCGCCGAGGGAGGUGUCCCGCCUCCCGUCGCCGGAGGGGGGGAGUGUUCCGCCUCCCGCCGCCGUCUGUCUCCAGCCGUAACUGUGCUCGCCGAGGCUGUGUCUGUCUCCAACUCCUCCAGUCUCUCCUCCCUCCCCAUCCCCCUCCGCGGCGGGGACCCGGCGUGCGGCCAGGCCGCGGGGGCGGCGGGGGCCGCCGUGCUGCCGGCAGGUGGGCCGGUCUCGACCCCGAGUGCGCGAGCCGCACCAACCUCUGCAGGCUGCGUGCACGGAGCUGGGGGCGUGCGGGCGCAGAGGCCGCGGGACCCCAAGCCUCGGCGGGGCGGGUCGGCUCUGCACAAGGCGGCGGGCUCGGGCCUCGUGGGGCGCGCGCCCACCGCCGGCCGGACAGGGAACUCCAAGUGCGGAGAGACGGCUGGCUGGCUGGCUGGCGCGCCGGGAGGAGCCGGCUUGCCACGGCUGGCUGGCUAGGAAGGUCUCCGGAGAGCAGGCCGACUUGUUCCGUGCGCCCAAUGGGCAGCAGACCCGAGACACACAGUAGGGCUGCAGGACACGUAGUGGGACCGAUGAAUCCUCCCUGAGCCAGUCCCACUGGGCUGCUCCUGACCACGUGGUCACCCCCCUUAAAGAGUCCCCAUCCUUUAUGAGGGCAAUGGCUCCCUACUAUAAAGUUAGCUGGAUUCUUCCUGUUACGACCCUUUCUCCUUGAAGGACCUACAUCUCUCCUCCUCUCAAGGCCCUUUAGGACUUGAACUCCGCCAGAGUGCAGACAAUAUGUAUGCAUUUUGUCCUCCAGAAGUAAUAGCAUUGGCUGCCAAGGAGUUUGGGUACUGCCCUAGCGUACGGCAUUUUAACCCAGUUUUAUUACAGUCACCAAAAUUAGAUUAUUCCCCUCUGCCCAAAGUAAACCCCCUGCAGACAUACCAAAAUACACUAACCUGGGGUUUCAGGCAGGAUCUGUGAGAGGUGCAGCUAAUUAAAUUAAUUUUCAACUUCCCAUAAUGUCAGAGAAGAGAAUCUUUUGAAAUCGAUGAAUAAUUUGUCAGUAACAUUUUAGUUAGUGAAAUGUUGGCUUAAUUCAGCUUUCUUUAAAGAGCUCUCCACUCUCUUCUACUCUCAUGGUAAUUGCUGCAUAGAAUUUGUUCUGUCUCCAUUUAUUGUGUCAAGUCCCCUACUAAGUAGAUUGUCUUAUUUAAUACAAUAUCUGGGGCAGCCAAUGCUUUCCCAUUUUACAGAUGAGAAAGUUGAGGCUCUAAAAGAUUUAGUAACUUGACAGCAGACGGCAGAGAUGGGUUUAAAAUUCCUAACUGGCUACACACAAAGUGGGGAAUUGAACCAUACUGCCACCUACCUACAGUAGCUUUGACAUCCAGUUCAGUUAAACUCAGCCCCUACAGCAAUGGGUAGCAUCUCUUCUCUGUCAGGAGAAUGCCCAGAUCCCAGACCAACAGAGGUGCAUUUAGACUACAGAGACAACGGUAAAUCUGGCUGCUAGGGUAAACUUUUAUUAAAUGAGCAAUGAACUAAUUGUUUAAUACAGGUUAUCAGAUAGUGACAAGCAUACACUUACUAGUUUGUAUUUCUUGAUCAUGAACGCAUACCACAUAAAUAGCAGUUUAGAUGCUCUGAGGUUGGAGAAACUGUUCUUGCCCUCUUGGGGCAGAAAGAGAAAUGACUUUUUCCUUCUAAAUGAGACACAUACUGCUGUAUAGUGUCUCUACAUCAGUUCACAAAAACAAUGGAACAAUGGGGUACCUGGCUAUCUCAUUCAGUGGAGCUAAGCAUCUGACUCUUGGUUUCAAGGAGUGGGACAUGAAAAUUCUUUCUCGGUAUAAUUCCAAUUACAUUUUACCUGUUGUUUGUUAUAUACCAACAAUACUUACUCCACAGAAGAUCAGUCAUCUAAACAGACAGAAAUAGGAAGGGCAAACAUGAGUGUGGAGCUGCUUUUAGGCAAGCAGGCUUGAGCAAUGGAGUACAGAAAGGGCCCUCAGCAACCAAUUGGCUGAAUACACACAGGUCCAUUAGCUGACCCACAGCUCAAAAUAGCCAUGAGCCUAUCUGACCAAUGGGCUACUUACCACCACCAGGCACCAUUGCCAAAAGAGGGGAAAAUUCCAUACUUUGCCAUAUUUCUUCAUCUUCCCCCUUUAUAAACAGUCCCCCAUGCAUGGGGUACAUGGGUGGCUCAGUUCAUUAAGCAUCUGACUCUUGAUUUUUGGCUCACGUCAUGAUAUCAGGGUUUUAAGAUCCAGCCCCUCAUGGGGCUCCACGCUGGGUGUAGCUUGCUUAAGAUUAUCUCUCUCCUUCCACCUCUGACCCUCCCUCCCAAGAAAAACAGCCCCUACCCACUGCCCCCUUGCAGACAGCCUCUCCUCUGCUAUCCUGCCCAGUGCUCCCUUGCAGUAUAGUCAAUAAAUUCCUGUCUCCUUUGCUCUGCCUCAGGUGAAUUCCUUCAUUGCCAGUGUCACCGGCUUCUACCCUGAUCAUUGCUCCACAUUUGGGAGCCCUCGUCCCAUCAGGAGAGACACCACAUUUAGACACCACAAUGAAAAAAUGUUGGGAAAAAAAAAAAAAAAAAAAGAUCCCAAGGGCCCCAAAUGACCACAAAAUACAUGUGAAUCAGAGAACAUAAUUCUGUUACUUUGAGGUCAUGCAUAACAUUUCGAUGACAUUUAAGCUAUCUCAAAUGAUCCUUACUACUCUUUGUACUUUUUAAUUUAAAUAAGAGAUGAAGGGGCACUGGGUGGCUCAGUGGGUUAAGCCUCUGCCUUCGGCUCAGGUCAUGAUCUAAGGGUCCUGGGAUCGAACCCCACAACGGGCUCUCUGCUCAGCAGGGAGCCUGCUUCCCCCGCUCUCUCUCUGUCUGCCUCUCUGCCUACUUGUGAUCUCUCUCUGUGUCAAAUAAAUAAAAGAAAUCUUUAAAAAAAUUAAAAGUAUUUAAAAAAAAUAAGAGAUGGAGAGGAGGAAGUAAGAACAAAAAGCUUGCACUGCAGGUUCUGCUGGGGAAGUGAGAGUCCCAGUCUAGAUAAAUACUUAGGACCAGAAUCCAUGGAUGAGCUCAGCUCUAGGAGACAAGGAUCUGUCCCGAUUUCUCAAUGAUGUCAUAGGCAUGUUUCCUCAUGUUACUCUGCACCAUCAGUCUGUCUCAGACUUCAGUCUGUAAACCAGAGAUAAUAAUUCCUACCUCAUUGGGUCUGUAGUGAGGCUGGCCAUGUCCCCAUCUACAUACAGAUUACCUUCUUUGGGACGCUACCUUCCCCACUGCUCCAGGACUCACAAAUUUUACUUUUCUAUGGGUGUAGGUUUUGUGUGGGAGGAAAAUAACUUUCCCUCGACCCUUCUAGGUUCUUGGCUAAGACACUUUUGUAAUAAAAAGAUAGAUUAAUGAGAGAAAAACAAAAAUUUAGUAACAUGCCAGCCCCCCAUGUCCAUGAAAGAGACCCAUGAAAACUGAGGAACUCUCUGAAAUGGCUCAAGCCAUGCCCUUAAAUAAUAUCUCCACUAAAGAUAAAAGACGUAGGUACCUGGAGACCAGGUAUGGGAGGUGACCAGGAAAAGUGCAGUAAACAGGGUAGAGUUGUUAUGCAUAGUUAAGUCCUUGCCUUCUUCAUUUCGAAAAGUUGGAGACUCAGAGUCACCCUUCUCUUCCUAGUACAGAGAGAGACACCCUUACAUGUGGAGAUUUCCCUUCUAACGUGUAAAUGUCUCAUACAAAAGUGUAACUUCUGCUUGGUUUUCAGAGCUUCUCUCACGCCUGCUGUUUUAAAAAACUAAUGAUCAGCCUAAAAUUAUUCUUAUGCCCAAGAGGCAUAUCUGGAGGUGGAAUAGUCUUCUCCCCUCUGGUUUAAAAUCAUCAGAGACAGAAAGGAAAAUGUUUUGCAGGCAACUUCUGCUUUCAGCCUUGCUGCAAUACUCUCCCUGAAAAAGACAACAACAAAACCAGUAUCUGUUCUUUCUCCGUGAAGGGAAGGGGGUGGGGCAAAGGCAAAGGAGAAAUACAGCAGGAAAAAAGUGUAAAUGACUACUUCGAAGAUUACCCAUCCAAACAUUCUUCUGUAUAGGGUCUCUACAUCAGUUCGCAAAAAUGAUGGAACAAUGGGGUACCUGGUGAGUUCAUUCAGUGGAGCCUGUGACAAUCUUAGGGGGGGUGUCAAUUCAAGCCCCACAUUCAGUGUAGAGAUUACUUUAAAAAAAUAUAAAUAAAUAAAAU